GGAGCUCCUCUCCUCACCAUCGAUUCAGUUGAGUGCGUAGAGAGAGAAAGAGAGAGAGGGUGAGAGGAGAAGAAACCCUAGGGAAUCGCGAUCGUGCGAUUCGUUUGUUUCUCUAGGAUUAGUGUUAGGGUUAGGGCACGAAGAGAUCUCCAUGGCUCCGAAGAUGAAGAGGAGGGACUUGGAUGAGGCGGACGACGAGUUCUUCGAGUUCUCGCUCUCCUCUCCCGCGACGAAGAUCCGGAGAUUGGACGCGGAGUUUAACGUAGCUCCGAUCGCGGAAAAGGAGGGGGAACCUUUGGAGAUCGAAGAGGCGAUGGGGGAUUCAUCGUUGGAUCUCCCUUUGAUGAACGAGGAGAGAGCUAUUGUGUUGUACAAGCCCAUCGAUUCACACCCACUCCUUGGCCCCAAUCGAUCGAACGUUUCGUUACAAAUAAGCUCCGAUUUGAUCCCCGGUCUUAAGAAUGGGUUUUUCCAGCGAGUAGAGGGCGGAUCUCCGGUUCCGUGGGCGCGCGUUUCCACGGAAUCGGCGGAGGCGGUGGAGAUGGCCGAGAAAGGUUCUUCAAUGGAAGUUGAGGAGGAAGAAGAAGAAGAAGAAGAAGAAGAAGAAGAAGAAGGGAAAGGGAGAGGAGAGGAAAUAAACACCUCAAAUGGUGGGGUUGAAGAUCAGAGGUUACAUCCAACGCAAUGGCAAUGGCAAUGGCAAUGGCAAAACCACUGCAUGGAGGCGCCGCCGCAGCAGCAGCUUCUGCUGAGCACAACCACACCAAUGAUGUGGUCUUGGUGAAUUAAUUGGUGUGGUGCAAGGGGAGCAUGUUUUUGUUUUUGUUUUUUUUUUUUUUUUUUUUUUUUUUUGGGUUGUGUGUUUUGUUGGUACUUUUCCCUACUCCACAGAGGAAUUGGAGGUGUUUGUGGUUCGAUUCCUCUGCUUGGAAAACAGGUUGAAUUACCAGUUCUUUUCUCUUUCUAAACCCACCACGUUUAGAUCUGCUGUUUUUUUUGCUUCUGUUUUUUUUCUCCUAUUGUGAUUAAAUGAACUAUGAAUUUUUCGAAAA
Messenger RNA from Ananas comosus (pineapple), 1052 nucleotides. RefSeq lists its product as uncharacterized. The coding region runs from base 152 to 784 and encodes 210 amino acids. The record is from RefSeq and is a predicted model, not a curated record. The transcript has 3 exons. Lineage: Eukaryota; Viridiplantae; Streptophyta; Magnoliopsida; Poales; Bromeliaceae.